Messenger RNA from Salvia splendens (bonfire salvia), 1503 nucleotides. Its product is annotated as protein FAR1-RELATED SEQUENCE 5. The coding region runs from base 1 to 1503 and encodes 500 amino acids. The transcript has 2 exons. Gene Ontology annotation, molecular function: zinc ion binding. The record is from RefSeq and is a predicted model, not a curated record. NCBI's taxonomy places the organism in Eukaryota, Viridiplantae, Streptophyta, Magnoliopsida, Lamiales, Lamiaceae.
AUGUACUGCAUGAUAUUUGCACCGUUCACAGGAAAAGACAACCAUGGGAGACAUGUAGCAUUUGGUGCAGGCUUAUUAUCUAAAGAAAAUGUUGAUUCCUUCUCAUGGUUGUUUGAACGUUUUGUCAAAUGUAUGGGUUCUGCACCAAAAUUGAUCAUUACUGAUCAGGAUUUGGGAAUGAAGGUUGUUGUGGAAAGAGUCCUUGUUGAUACAAGACAUCGAAGGUGCAUGUGGCACAUCAUGUUUAAGGUUGUGGAAAAGUUAUCAAAGAAUCUACUAGGCAAUGAAGACUUGAAAAAUGAGUUAAACAAUUGUGUGUGGUUUGAGUUGAUAGUGCCUGAAAAAAAUCAUGAAGAAUGGAAUAAAGUGCCUGCAUUCUUUAGGGAUUUUCCAAUGAGUUCACUAAUAAAGACCACAUCAAUAUCCGAAUCUCAGAACAUAUUCUUCAAGAGGUACUCCAAGUCUCGUUCUAAUCUUGUUGAAUUUCUUAUGAAUUACAACAAUGAAUUGGAUGGCCAAAGGAGCAACAACAAUAGGCUAGAAUACUUGGAUUUUAACACAAUUCCAACUUUGAAAACUAAUUCAGCCCUCGAGAAGCAUGCUUCGACAAUAUAUAGUGAUAGUGGUUUCAAACUAAUUCAAAGUUAUAUUGAGGAAGCAGUUGACAAUGUCACUAUGGUGACAGUGUCAAUCAUUGGUGAGAAUGAGAUUUAUACAGUCAACGACAAGUUCUCGAAGAACUGGACUGUGUCAUACUCCACAUCUUUUGAUUCAUAUGCAUGUAGUUGUAAGAUGUUUGGGAGGCUUGGGCUUGUAUGCAGUCACAUUUUUUGGGUCUUGAGAAACAAAAAAAUGAAAUUAAUCCCUAAUGAGUUACAUGGAGGACGUUGGUUGAAGUCUAAAUUUGUCAAUGUUGUGCAUUGUGGGAUUGAUGAUGAUAUUGAAACAUUUAUUGUUGUGGAUGAGACGAAGCAGGAGUAUAGGGAUAUGCAUGGAGAUUUUUAUGAUAUUGCACGGCUUAUUGAAGGAGAUGGUGAUAAAAUUCGAGCAUUUAGACAAAUUAUGGCUGAAGGGAGAAAAGAAGUACUUGGUGAGGGAAAUGUGUUGUCAAUUAGUGAAAAGAGACUAAUGAUUGAGAAGUUAUAUGGAUCACAUGUCCCUAGUCAAAUAGAUGUUCAUCCCCCAGAUGUCGUCAAAACCAAAGGUUCCGGUCGACGUCUUUCCCGGCUUGAGAAGGAAAUGAGAGAGAUGUCCAAGCCUGGUCGGAAAUGUGAAAAAUGUGGCGAGGUUGGUCGGCAUGAUUCAAGAAAUUGUGACAAGAUACAAGAGGAGAAGAAAAAAAAAGAGGACAAACCAAUGUUGAAGCUGGUUGUUUUAUUACUUCAUUAUCAUAUUUCUGUUCUUCAUUCUCUUACUUCUGUACUUCAGUCCUGUAGUUUCUUCAUUUACAUUUUGAAUUUGAAUUUGUUAAAACUUUUUGCAAGCUUAAAGAGAAUAGACUGA